Messenger RNA from Xylona heveae TC161, 1075 nucleotides. RefSeq lists its product as hypothetical. The record is from RefSeq and is a predicted model, not a curated record. The coding region runs from base 135 to 986 and encodes 283 amino acids. Lineage: Eukaryota; Fungi; Ascomycota; Xylonomycetes; Xylonales; Xylonaceae. The transcript has a single exon.
CUUUUUCUUUUAUUUUCUCUAUUAUAUCAUCACUAUCAACGAUAUCCACCUCGAAGCCGUUGAGCCUUGACACUACUGUUCCUUUUUUUCUCCCUUUCGAGCAUUACCAUUACCAUUACCAUUACCAUUUCAUCAUGCGUUUCUUCCAAUCUUCCUCCUCCUUGACCACUCUGGCCCUCGGAGCGGCCAUUCUGCCUCAGUUGGUCCUCGCCGUGCCCGCACCUCAGCCGCCUCAUGACCACACCAACCCCAAUGAGCAAGCCAACAUUGAGCACACCUUGGUGAUGCACAUGUCGCAUCAGAGCCACGGCGACCACGACCAUGAUCAUGAUCAUCACAACCUCGACAAUCAUCGCUGGUCACACAACUUUGCUCACCCGGAACUCGAAUGGUCCCUGGAUGAAAAGACGUUGGAAGCACUCAACAUGAAGCCUCACCACCACCAUAACGACAAGGACAAGGACCACAAGUCCAAAUCCACAGAUCCCAAUCGAGGCAAAGGUAACGGCCGAGGUCGCGGCGGCGGCAGACCCAAAACAACAAAGCCCACAAAUCCCACCACCGUCAUCGAGCACAAAGCCGGCAUGUCAGUGCUCGACGAGGUCGUCGACGUCCUCGAGUAUAUCGACCACCAAGCCAGUCGCGUCAUUGAGUUUCUGACCAAUUCUCCUCUUCCCACCGCCGUCCUGCAGGCCGGCCUACCCGCCGCCCCGACAAAGACUAUGCCCGUCAAGUCGUGGGACAUUGAGGACGAGGAGGAGCACCAGGCAGAUGCGGAAGAACCUUCUUCUUCUAUUAGUCAUGACUUUGGCGGUCUGACAGAAGAAGAAAAACAGCAUAUUAUCAAACAAAUCCAAAUCCACCGUCCCUCCUCGUCGUCGUCAUCGCGUACUCGUACCCGUGCUAGGCCGCAAAAGACGAAUGCGCCUGGCGCGCAUGUGGAGCACGCGCAGAAGCAGAAGCCGAUUGCCUCAGAGGAGAUUUAGAACCGUCCAUAUUCGCGGUAACUCGAUACCGUGAUUAUGUUACUUUAUCCCCUAUUCAUUUCCUAUUCACUCCCAUUCAUUUCUCCAAG